Messenger RNA from Solanum stenotomum, 1727 nucleotides. Its product is annotated as alpha-farnesene synthase-like. The record is from RefSeq and is a predicted model, not a curated record. Gene Ontology annotation, biological process: diterpenoid biosynthetic process. The coding region runs from base 1 to 1686 and encodes 561 amino acids. The transcript is spliced from 7 exons. Gene Ontology annotation, molecular function: magnesium ion binding; terpene synthase activity. Lineage: Eukaryota; Viridiplantae; Streptophyta; Magnoliopsida; Solanales; Solanaceae.
AUGACUAGUGAGCAGCAAUCUGUCUUUUGUAACCAAAUCAAUUCUGCAUCAUUUGGUGAGAGUAAGAUAGAUCAAAGCCUAAUUCAACGACGAAAUGCUAAUUACAAGCCAAACAUUUGGAAGUACGACAUCCUGCAGUCACUUAAAAGUCAAUAUUCAGAAGGGAAAUACAAAAGAGAAGCACAAAAGUUGAAAGAGGAAGUUUGGUGGCUUGUGGCAGAAAUAGAGAAUCCAUUGGCCAAGUUAGAGCUUAUAGAUAGCAUAAACAAAAUGUCCCUCUCUCAUCUGUUUGACAAGGAAAUCAUGGUGUUUCUACAAAACAUGGAAUUUGCAAAGAAGCUGAAGGAUUCUGGCGUUGAAAUGGAUCUCUAUUCAACUGCCUUAUAUUUUAGGAUUUUUAGGCAGUAUGGCUAUAAUGUGACACAAGAUGUAUUCCUUAGCUAUAUGGAUGAGAUGGGUGAACAGAUCGAGGUAGACGCAAACAUGGAUCCAAAAGCAAUGAUGCAACUAUUUGAAGCUUCUCACUUGGGCUUAAGGGAUGAAAAUAUGUUGGAUGAGGCUAGAAUAUUUUGCACUAAGAAUUUGAAAAUUAGUUGUAAUAAUAUUAUUCCAAUGGAAAUGCCACUGCAUUGGAAGGUGGAAUGGUACAACACUAGAAAGCAAAUCUCCAAACAGGAAAACGAAAAAGAAGAAAGGGUGUCAAACUUGAAGCUUCUUCAAUUAGCUAAACUCAACUUCAAUAUGGUUCAAGCUGAGCAUCAGAAAGAUCUUGUCGAUAUUUUGAGGUGGUGGACGAAUUUGGGACUGAUAGAAAAUGUAAGCUUCAGCAGAGAUAGAAUUGUCGAAAGCUUUUUGUGGUCCGUGGGUGUUGCUUUUGAGCCUCAACAUUCUAAUUUUAGGAAUUGGCUCACCAAAGCUAUCACUUUCAUUAUAGUAAUUGACGAUGUCUACGACAUUUAUGGCACUUUGCAAGACCUACAACUAUUCACCGAUGCUGUUGUCAGAUGGGAUCCUAAGGAAGUUGAGGAAUUACCAUCAUGUAUGCAAAUCUGUUUUAGGAAACUAUAUGAUACCACAAAUGAUGUAGCUCUCGAAAUUGAGCAACAAAAAGGCUGGAAUUUUCCAGUGUCAACAUAUCUACAAAAAGUGUGGGCAGAAUUUUGCAAAGCAUUGCUUGUGGAAGCUAAAUGGGAUUCAACGGGUUAUACACCAACACUUGGUGAAUAUUUAGAUAAUGGAUGGAAAUCAUCAGGUGGCACUGUGCUAUCUCUUCAUGUUCUUCUUGGUUUGGCUCAAGAUUUCUCCCAAGUUGAUGAUUUUCUUGAAAAUGAACAAGACCUUAUAUACUAUUCCUCCCUUAUAAUCAGGCUUGGAAACGACCUUGGGACUUCAACGGCUGAAUUGGAAAGAGGAGAUGUGUCUUCAUGUAUCUUGUGCUACAUGAGGAAAGAAAAUGUUAAGGAAGAUGUAGCAAGGAAGCAUAUCGAAGAGAUGGUGAUAGAAACAUGGAAGAAAAUGAACAAACAUUGUUUUGCGAAUUCAUCAUCUACAUUAAUAAAGUACAUAAUGAAUAUUGCCCGUGUUACACAUUUCAUAUAUCAAAAUGGAGAUGGAUUUGGUGUUCAAGAUAGAGAAACUCGACAACAAAUCUUAUCUUCUUUGGUUCAAUCUCUUCCUCUCAAUUGAUGACAACAAAUAGUACAUACGUCUACACAUGCAACGCAUAU